Cladophialophora psammophila CBS 110553 is the source of this 1539-nucleotide messenger RNA. RefSeq lists its product as uncharacterized. The record is from RefSeq and is a predicted model, not a curated record. The coding region runs from base 1 to 1539 and encodes 512 amino acids. The transcript has a single exon. NCBI's taxonomy places the organism in Eukaryota, Fungi, Ascomycota, Eurotiomycetes, Chaetothyriales, Herpotrichiellaceae.
AUGUAUAAGAGAUGGGAGACAGAAUUGAAAGAUACUUCACUCAGAUCAUCUUUCAGCACUUUCAUCGCCUCCAAGCUGUUACGGCAUCGAACGGCAAGCCACUUCCCCGCCGAAGACGAAGACGAACUACCAGAAAUCGAGCGUUCUCCUGAGAGCCGUGCCUCAGGCCUGCAGAGUCCUGAAAUGUACCCACAGAAUAAGCGCGUCACGCCCGCUCGUAACUUUCAGAGCAGAAAUCCUUCCUCUUCUCGGCAGCCUUCGCCGACAUUGGCAAAUGGUGAUGACGUGUGCAACUUUCGCCGUUACUGGGCUGGAUCGGAGAAAGGCUCUCUCUAUUCGACCAUUACGAAACGUCUCGACCCGGAGGAGAACAAAUCUGGUUUCAUUUACAUACUCAUUCAUCCGACAUUUGAGCACUAUGUCAAGAUAGGCUAUUCGGCUGAACGUGAGAAACCCGAGCAUCGUCUGGAAGAAUGGAAAGCUUCGUGCAACGUGAACUACAGACUGCACAAGUCUCGCACGACCAGGUAUGCUAAGCGAGUUGAGUCGCUUGUGUUUGCAGACCUUUGCAAACACCGAUACGUGUUGCGCUGCAGCUCGUGCAGGAAGGUCCACAACGAAUGGUUCUACAUCGGCUCUGAAGAGGCUGAACGAGUGGUUAAUUACUGGGUUGACUGGAUUGCUACAUUGUCACCCUAUCGAAGCCUCAAACUCAAGCCCGAUUUCGUUCGAGCAAUGUUUGAUGUCGUAUCACAGCCUGAAGACCAUAACGUCGUCACAGAUCAUAUGAGCCGAUUUCUCCACGAUUCCAGCAACAACACAUGGGUCGAUCACUCCAUCCUCCUCGGCAAACGUUCUCGAAAAAGGACUCCGCCUGCCGAGACCCCACAAGCUGUCAAGGCCAUGAGGACCGAAGAUCCUUCUAUGAACACGCCGACACUGCCGCAGGACCGGGUUAGCGAUGCUCUUUCAGAACCUGAGAGCGCACACAGUGAGCCCACUCAAAUUACAACCCCAAAAGAAACCACCAACAGAAUGCCGAAGACACCUGAAGCCGCACUCUUGCCAACACCUCCUGACUCGAAACCCAGAAUUGUACGUCGAAGGCUCUUCUCUUCAACAUCAGGCGCGCAGGCCACAGUCUCGUCUCCUCCUCUCCCAUCCCGAGCAAACACGCCGCCCCCUCGCAGUCUUUCAACGUCGUUAAAACCAUCCCCAGCCAGUUUGAACGAGAAUGUUCAUGAUGCUGAGGAUACGCCCUCGAAACCUAGAGCAACACGACAACGUGGUUCUGAAACCGACGCUGCUCAACGACGAAAAAGUACAACGUCGUCCAAGAUGCCAGUCCAUGAUGCAUUGUCUCCGGAGGUGAGGCUUGGCAUGCCACCCGACAAUGGCAAGAUUCAGGAAACUUCAGGAAGUAAGGCUGCACAGGAUAAUUCUGACAACCAGAUCGAUGAGAUGAUGGUUUCAGACGGUGUUCUGUCACCCUUGCAGUUGCCGUCUCCCGGAGUUGAGUCCGAUAGCUGCCUCGCGUAG